CCGGUGGAUUUACCCUGAGGAAGACGGGGAGCCGUUGAGGGCCGCAUGGUUGCCGCUGGCAAGGCCGGAAUGGUGCGCUGGCGAUCUGAGUACCGGCGCACGCACCGGGGCGUGCCCCCGGACCAGCUGCUGGCCGUCUGGCAGGCCAACCUGGCCGAGCGGCGACAACUCCGCUCCGUCAUGAUGGCCUCGCACUUCGACCUGGGCAGCUGUGCGACCAGCAGCUCCAACAGCAGCUCCGAUGACGAGCUUCCGCCGUCGCCACUGCGGCUGCGGCACCUGGCGCUGACGUCGCCCAAGCGCCAGCCUGCCGCUGUCGACGCUAAGGGCGUCCGGUUUGGCUCGGUGCCCGCACCCGAGGACGGCCGGUCACGCUCGGCCGCCAGACCGGGCUCCGUGGCUGCGCACGAUCCCAAGCAGGCGACGCCGGCCGAGACUUCGGCAAGCGGUGCCGAGCCGUCAUCGGACGGCGCUGGUAACGGUGACCACGGGCGGACGAACGUGUCAACGUCUGUCGACGUGCCUCCUACCGGCCGUGGGAGGCGGCGCUCCCGAUCUCGCAGUCAGCGGCGGCCGCACACCGCCUCGCCGUUCGUCGCGUUCGGCCAGGGCGAACGCGGCUGCGACGCGGCCGCCCGGCGCACCUUCAACGUGUUGGCGCCGCCGCCCGAACGCUGGACCGAGGCGAUGCUGCGCGACCGUUCGCGCGAGGCACUCUGA
Pollicipes pollicipes is the source of this 720-nucleotide messenger RNA. RefSeq lists its product as uncharacterized. The record is from RefSeq and is a predicted model, not a curated record. Gene Ontology annotation, molecular function: microtubule binding. NCBI's taxonomy places the organism in Eukaryota, Metazoa, Arthropoda, Thecostraca, Pollicipedomorpha, Pollicipedidae. Gene Ontology annotation, cellular component: spindle; cytoskeleton; ciliary transition zone. The coding region runs from base 46 to 720 and encodes 224 amino acids. Gene Ontology annotation, biological process: regulation of mitotic spindle assembly. The transcript has 3 exons.